Molecule: messenger RNA, 2274 nt
Organism: Prosopis cineraria
Lineage: Eukaryota; Viridiplantae; Streptophyta; Magnoliopsida; Fabales; Fabaceae
Product: glucose-6-phosphate isomerase 1, chloroplastic
Exons: 14
Coding region: 224-2098 (624 amino acids)
Biological process (GO): gluconeogenesis; glycolytic process; glucose 6-phosphate metabolic process
Cellular component (GO): cytosol
Molecular function (GO): carbohydrate derivative binding; glucose-6-phosphate isomerase activity; monosaccharide binding
Source: RefSeq, a predicted model, not a curated record
AAUCAACGUGUGUGACUGCGGAACAUCGCCGCCAGCGCAAAGCACACAGCACCUGGAAAUAUUUCCCUCCGGUUCCGUUGAAGACAAAAGCCACUACACAUACAACUAGACGCAUCAAUUUUCGGUUCCAAAAUAUCGAACACUCACACUCACCAUGGCGGAUUAAGCGAGGCUUCACCGCUUCCUCUUGCUCGUUCAACUUGGGUUUCUCUAUUUGAUUUCCAUGGCGUCAAUUUCGGGUAUUUGCUCAUCUUCCCCGUCUCUCAAAAUCCAAAAGCAGUCCCCGAGGCUGAUCAACAUUCUCUGCAAAGAAUUGGUCGCAUUUCCUGCUCGUCCAAAACUUACUUCCAGUGAUCGGAGCUUGAGCCUCGUCACCACUCAGUCCGUGGCCCGGGAGGCCCCGGCUGAAUUAUCGAAGGUCAACGAUGGGGCCUUCGCGAAGGAGAAGGCAGGCCUGGAGAAAGAUCCCCGUUCUCUCUGGCGGAGGUAUGUUGACUGGCUGUACCAGCACAAGGAGCUGGGGCUUUACCUUGAUGUUAGUCGUGUUGGGUUCACGGACGAGUUCGUGAAGCAGAUGGAGCCCCGUUUCCAAGCGGCUCUGCGAGCGAUGGAGGAACUGGAAAAGGGGUCAAUUGCGAAUCCCGAUGAAGGCCGUAUGGUCGGCCAUUAUUGGUUGAGGGAUCCUAAACGCGCGCCAAACCCUUUCCUCAAGACGCAGAUUGAGAAUACUCUCGACGCCGUUUGCAGCUUCGCCAGUGACAUCGUCAGCGGUAAGAUCAAGCCUCCAUCGUCUCCGGACGGUCGCUUUACUCAAAUUCUCUCUGUUGGAAUUGGAGGUUCUGCUCUUGGACCACAGUUUGUAGCAGAGGCAUUGGCCCCAGAUAAUCCUCCUCUGAAGAUAAGAUUUAUUGACAACACGGAUCCUGCUGGAAUUGAUCAUCAGAUUGCACAACUUGGACCAGAAUUAGCUUCGACACUUGUUGUAGUGAUUUCAAAGAGUGGAGGUACCCCUGAAACUAGAAAUGGUUUACUAGAAGUACAGAAGGCAUUCCGUGAAGCAGGCUUGGAUUUUCCAAAACAGGGUGUUGCAAUAACACAAGAAAAUUCUUUGUUAGAUAAUACUGCAAGAAUUGAAGGGUGGUUGGCAAGAUUUCCAAUGUUUGACUGGGUGGGAGGUAGAACAUCAGAAAUGUCUGCAGUUGGCCUGCUUCCUGCUGCCCUUCAGGGGAUUGAUGUUAGAGAAAUGCUUGCUGGUGCGGCUUUGAUGGAUGAGGCUAAUAGAGGCACUGUGUUAAGGAAUAAUCCUGCGGCAUUGCUAGCAUUGUGUUGGUACUGGGCUACUGAUGGAGUGGGAUCCAAGGAUAUGGUUAUCCUUCCAUACAAGGAUAGCCUGCUAUUAUUUAGCAGAUACUUACAGCAGUUGGUCAUGGAAUCAUUAGGCAAGGAGUUUGACUUGGACGGUAAUCGGGUUAACCAAGGAAUUUCUGUCUAUGGAAAUAAAGGAAGCACAGAUCAGCAUGCCUACAUUCAGCAACUGAGGGAAGGCGUGCACAAUUUCUUUGUGACAUUCAUUGAGGUGCUACGUGAUAGACCUCCUGGUCAUGACUGGGAGCUUGAGCCUGGUGUGACAUGUGGUGACUACUUGUUCGGCAUGCUACAGGGUACAAGGUCAGCUCUAUAUGCUAAUGACCGAGAGUCCAUCACAGUCACUGUGCAGGAAGUAACACCCAGAUCAGUUGGUGCUCUCAUUGCACUCUAUGAACGAGCUGUUGGGAUAUAUGCCUCACUUGUCAACAUAAAUGCAUAUCAUCAACCUGGUGUGGAAGCUGGCAAAAAAGCAGCAGGUGAAGUAUUAGCUCUUCAGAAGCGGGUCUUGGCAGUGCUAAAUGAAGCAAGCUGCAAAGAUCCUGUGGAGCCAUUAACACUUGAAGAAGUAGCUGAACGUUGUCAUGCUCCAGAAGAUAUAGAAAUGAUUUACAAGAUUAUAGCUCAUAUGGCUGCCAACGACAGGGCGCUUAUUGCUGAAGGCAGCUGUGGUUCACCACGGAGCUUAAAGGUUUUUCUUGGGGAGUGUAAUAUUGAUGAAUUGUAUGUUUGAGCUAAGAUUAAUGAAAUUCACGUUCCACAUGUCCUAGAUGGGUUUGCGUUGCCAUCGAAAGAAAGGUAGCAGCCUGCAAUAAAUUGGUUGCUGUUGUUAGAUGAUCGCAUGGUAAUAAUGAAAAACGGAGAUUUUUGUUCGUGAAACUAGAAAUUAGUUGAGGUUUUUUUUGUGAA